CGCUCGUCCUCUUCUCUUCUCUACCUUCACCGAGUAUAUUAUACCGUAUUGUCCCUCAUUUGAACAAUAGCAAUUUCGCGCGUUCACUCUUUCACGCCGGUAUUGCUGUUCGCUCCCAGUCACUCAUUCACCAACCAGACAUACUCAUAACCGCCGUUGAACGACGUUACGAUCUCUCUGCCGCACAUAAAUAUCCAACUGCAUCAGCAAGCGACCAGCAAAUCCACACAUCGAAAUGCGUUACUCCUCUGCACUGGUGCUGAGCACCCUCGCCGUCGGCCAAGCCGCCGCUGCCAACCACAACCGUCACGCCAGUUUCCAUGCCAGGCGUCAGGCUGAUGCCAAGCGCUCUGCUGCCAACGAUGUCAACUGGAAGGCCGUUGCCUACGACCUGAACGACGUCGACUGGGACAAGGUCAACUGGAGUUCCGUCUUCAACUCUCCCACUCCUACCCCUGCCGCUCAGCCCAUCUCCACUGUUGCUCCCUCCUCCGUCGUUGAGCAGAAGACCUCCGAGAACGCUGCGCCCACCAGUUCUGCUGCUGUCGUUAAGGUCCAGGAGGCUAAGACUUCUUCCGCUGCUCCUUCCGCCGUCGCUACCAGCUCAAAGGCUGCUGCCACCACCUCUUCCUCUUCCAGCGACCUUGGUGACAUUGUCUCGGAACUUCUCAAUGGUGUUGAGGACAUCGUCAAGGCUCUCGGCAUCGUUUCCACCGGCAAGAACGACCAGAGCAACAACGGCGGCAUCUGGGUCGGUGACGACGGUGACUGGAAGGCCGAGUUCACCAACGACGCCAACGAGGAUGCUGUUAUCUUCUGUUGGAAGGCUGAUGGCUACUCUGGCAUGUCACUGAACGUCAACCAGCCUGAGAUCUCCGUUGGUCUUAAGUCCGGAGAGAAGACCAUCGUCUCUUUUGCCGCCAACGUCCCUUCUGCCUGCGCUCCUGCCUACAAGGACACCAAGCUUGCUAACUUUGGUGGUCUCGAUCAGACAUGGUGGGAGGUCACCUUCGGCCAGUCCGGUGCUUUCGAUGUCUCCCGUAACGUCAACAUGAAUGGCCGCACCAUCAGCUCCAAGGGCUCCAAGUGUACAUCUGACAUGGAUGUCUGCGUCUUCAAGUGUAAGGAGAAGAACGGUGUCACCCCCGAUUCUUGCGAGAGCGGUUCUGACUACGACCUCUUUGGCUGCGGCACCGGCACCGGCGGUGGCGGUGGCUACGACUCCGCCAUGGCCGGUACCGGUGGUGGUUGCGCCAUGGGCUCCUCUAGCGAGACCGUCAAGGUUUCCUUCUCUUAAGCGUUGCGUUGUCCUCAGGUCGGCGUUGUGUCUUUUGGGUUUCUUCAUACACAUCUUUUCGUCAUAUUUCCUGUCCAUCUAUAUCAGCUCUGAAUACUCCUGGCCCAUCUUGGCAAUCUUCUGAUAUUGUCGCUUCUCGCAGGAUACCCUUACAACCUAUGGUCAUCCGAUGUCGUACAAUAUGGACGAGGUCUUCGCAUCCGGACUCCUAAUGGCCACUGUGUUUUAUAUAACUGUCUAUUGUUAG
Molecule: messenger RNA, 1544 nt
Organism: Macroventuria anomochaeta
Lineage: Eukaryota; Fungi; Ascomycota; Dothideomycetes; Pleosporales; Didymellaceae
Exons: 2
Coding region: 236-1297 (353 amino acids)
Source: RefSeq, a predicted model, not a curated record